AUGAAUUAAGGCUGCUAAUAUAAAUAUUGUAUCAAUACCACCAGUAGCAAUCCAAUAUACUCGUGUUCUUAUUGUUAGAAUAUCAAGUAUUGUUCCCAGAAAUGCAGAGACACCGAUUGGUAUAUUGAGUUUCCAUUAUUGAAUAGGGCUUUAUCACAUAAGAAUAAUUGCCAUCCUGUCAAAGGAAAGAGUAUAACUGAACUGAAUGACUCUGCAUCCACCUUGAAAUCCAUUCGCAGAUCGCCAGAAGACUUCGAAAUAAUAAUCAAGGAUAAUAAAAUGGAAUUGGGAAAAGGUAGUUAUGGUUGUGUCAAAUUGGUCAAGGACAAACAGAAUGGGCAAAUGUAUGCAAUGAAAGUGGUAAUGUUUAUCAUUGAACAUAGAUGAACAAAAAACAAAUAUUCGAGUAUUGUUCUGUUGAAAAUCUCAAGAGAGAAAUUAAAAUUUAAAGAAGAUUGUAGCAUCCACAUAUAACCAAGCUAUUUCACUAUUUUGAAGACAAAGAAAAUGUAUUUCUUAUAUUAGAAUUAGCAGGUAUAUUAAAAAUCCUAUAUUUUUAAGAGAAUGGAAGUCUGUUUAGUUAUAUAAGGAAAAGAAGAAGACUCCCAGAAAACGAAGCCUUCGUCUACUUCUUCCAAACCUGUUUGGGAAUAGAUUACUUGCACAAGAAAAAUAUCAUACAUAGAGAUCUCAAACCAGAAAAUCUAUUGCUAGACAAACAAGGAAAUAUUAAAGUUUGUGAUUUUGGUUGGUCAGCCGAGACCACAUAAAAUGGAGUCAGAAGAACCUUUUGUGGCACUCUGGAUUACAUGGCCCCUGAAAUGCUCACCAAUCAACCAUAUAGUUUCACACUAGAUAUUUGGUGUUUGGGCAUCUUGUUGUUUGAGUUAAUCCAUGGUUUUGCUCCAUUCAAAGGGAGAACUGAAAAUGAAAAGUGCAAUAAUAUCAUCAAGAUGACUCCAAUAGAAUACGACCCAACAUUAUCAUUUGAGGCUAAAUAAUUAAUAUAAGGAAUACUCAAGCAAAACCCAAUUGAGAGACUGUCAAUGAAUUAGAUCUUUGAACAUCCAUGGAUGAAGAAAUUCUACAAAAGCUAUGGAAUUGAUCUCAAGUCCUAUAUGUGUAAGGAAGAUAAACACAAUGAUUCAAACCGAUCGAUCUCUCCUUAAAAUGAUGAUAUCAUAACAAGAUCAUUUGUUAAAGGUCCCAACCAGAAUAGUAACUCUGAAUUAAAACCUCUAUCUAAAUCCUCUAAUUAUGUUUCUCAAUAUAACAGCAAUAAUAAUGGCAAUAAUGGUAAAUCGACUGCCUCCUCUAAUUACAAUUAGGAGGAAGAUUUUAAGGCCAGAGUCAGCAGACUUUCCUAAAGAUAAUAAAUGGCUCAGGGAUUAAGAGAAAUCUAAGGGUAAUAGCCAAGAUAAGAGGAGCUGGGAUUCAUGGAUAAGGUAUUUUCAGCAUUUGGAUGUUUGAGCAGGGAUAAACAAUAAGCACAGUCUCAUAAUUAUUGA
Paramecium octaurelia is the source of this 1508-nucleotide messenger RNA. NCBI's taxonomy places the organism in Eukaryota, Ciliophora, Oligohymenophorea, Peniculida, Parameciidae. The record is from the annotation of a GenBank genome assembly.